Messenger RNA from Trypanosoma brucei brucei TREU927, 2007 nucleotides. RefSeq lists its product as hypothetical. The record is from RefSeq and is a predicted model, not a curated record. The transcript has a single exon. The coding region runs from base 1 to 2007 and encodes 668 amino acids. NCBI's taxonomy places the organism in Eukaryota, Euglenozoa, Kinetoplastea, Trypanosomatida, Trypanosomatidae.
AUGUACCAUCGUGGCUACGGCGGGCAUUACCGUGGCGGUAGAGGUGGCGGAAGGGGACACUCCCAUUGGCAUAACAAUGCGCCAAUGGAACGCGGUGGCCACAUGCCUUCAAAUAAUGAGGGAGCUGCCAUUUCCUCCGGUUCCACAGGGUUCUCACCACUAAUGGAUUUCUUUCAUUCAGUAGAGGGACGCAAUUACGGUGAACUGCGCUCCCUCACAAAUGAGACGUACCAAAUUUCCGAAAAUGUGAGAUGCACAUUUUUGUCCAUCCAGUCUGAUCCUUUUGCCCCUGGCAGUCAGGUGCGCUUGGUGUGCCCGUGCACAUUUUCUUUAGAGAAGGUGCUACAAACCACAGAUUUGGCGGCGGCGAACCCGUGCCGACGCGUUGCCGCCGAAGAUUUUAUUCUUCGUUCCUUCCAUGCUGGGUAUCGUAACGGUAUACCGCGCCGCACGAGUGGGGCUGUGCAGGUGCUUCGACCAUCGCAGCACGUGCUGGAGCGUAGCACCGUUGGCCUUGUCAAGGCGCAUCAACAGAAAAGCGGUAUGCAGGCAGAAAUCGAGAUAUUUGCUCGUGUAAAGCUACCGGGGCAUGGUCGACGUAUUGAUGGGCAUGGUGCUAUCGACAUAUUUUACAAUGAACUCGUCCCGCUCCUUGAACAAUGCGUCGUCGGGCUGAACGAAGAAGAUCUCCACCAACACGUCAUAUGCGUACAUGACCAAGAGGUACUUCGCUCCAACCUUCUGGGCGCCGGGUAUGUUGCCUUCGUUGCAAACGGUGCGAUUCUUCCGCGUGAUGCCGGUAACAGCGACAAGCCGUUGCGAGAUAAUGCGGUGCCAUUUCAAUCACCCAAAUCACUUGAGUGCUCAUUCACCCUACCACACAGUGGCAAAACAAUCACUGGCAUGGGCCUCCCACCGGGGCUUACCCUCAUAGCGGGUGGCGGUUUUCACGGCAAGUCAACGCUUCUGCGCGCUCUGGAGGUGGGAAUAUAUAACCACGUGCCUGAUGACGGUCGGACCUAUGUUGUGGUGGACCCAACAGCUGUUAAAAUCCGUGCGGAGGACAGGCGCUCGGUUCACGGCGUGGAUAUUUCACCCUUCAUCAACAAUCUUCCUUUUGGGAAGACCACUAAUUUCUUCGUAACAGCCGACGCCAGUGGGAGCACAAGUCAAGCAGCUAACAUCAUGGAGGCUUUGGAGUUGGGUUCGCAGUUACUAUUACUCGACGAAGACACCUGUGCCACUAAUCUAAUGUACCGUGAUGCGCUGAUGCAAAUGCUUGUUCCGCGGGCCCAGGAACCCAUUACGCCUUUCGUGGAGCGCGUAGCAGAUCUCUCACAGAAUCACGGGGUUUCCUCCAUCAUGGUUAUUGGCGGAUCCGGACAGUAUUUUCCACAGGCACGUGUUGUGCUCGUCAUGAAUGCCUACCAGAUCUCUGAUUGCACAAAGGAAGCGAAAGAAAUUGCCUCAAAUUCCUCGUUGCCGGCACUAAACCCUCCAGGAGACACCGCCUCCGUGUUCAUACCGGACGUGAACCGGUGUUUUGAUCCUGACGGCUCCUUCACAACAGUGCGCCGUCGACGUGGCAGGGAAGGAACCAAAGUGAGUGGCAUUGGUACAGAAUCUAUCCGAUUCUCGGAGGAAACUAUUGACCUUUCGAUGGUGGAACAGAUUGUUGAGGAGGGGCAAGUAAAUGCAAUAGCUCAGUGCCUCGCGUUGCUGUACGACGGGGAACCGCGGAUUGUGCCUGAAAUGACGACAAAGGGUGGUGCGCUAACACAAUUACCUUCUCCAGGUGGCGUGUGCGAGAUUCAAAGAGGAAAGUUUAACUCUAAUUUCUCCUCUAUGAUCGCUGGAUGCUGCAGUCACCAGCAUGACAAGCGACUUGAACUGCGAACACCCUCAUGUUAUCUACCUCGAGGGUUCACCUCAGCAACAAGGCACAUAGAGAUUGGUGCUGCCCUCAAUCGUUUGCGUACACUCCGGACCGUUACUGCGAAAAGAUGA